GGAAAACGCCAUCUUUAAACCCCAGACGAAAUCACAAUUGAGCGCCGGGGAUCAACGACACACUGUGACUGCGUUGGGUUACAAUUUUGCGGGCAUUAUCAUGGUCAGUUUGUUGACCGGCGAAACAAAUACCCAACUAAUUGAAAGAACUGUGAAAACUCAACCAAGUCACAUUGUAUGGUCUUGAAAUUGUACUAUCAGAAGGCUAACAUCAACAACAAUACUAGCUAAACGGAAAGACAACGGACGAGUAAUCACGGCGUUGUUAUUGAGCUAGCGAACCUGUGUUGAAGGCGCUUUGACAUUACGUUGUUUUAAAAGGCUUGAUUUGGGACUCGACUGUGUGGCAGCAGCUUUAGUCCCGACUUCACUCCUCCCCAGCAGCCCAGCCGGAGAUGCGUGGAAGAUGUCGGUUUCGGGGCUGAAGGCCGAACUGAAGUUUCUGGAGUCCAUUUUUGAUCCAAACCACGAACGAUUCAGAAUUAUUGACUGGAAACCGGAUGAGCUAAACUGUCAGUUUAAUGUGACUGGAGAAAAACUGUUGAUUAUACAUUGCAACAUUACGGAGUCGUACCCCUCCACACCUCCAAUCUGGUUUGUGGACUCUGAUGACCCGAGCCUGACACAAGUGUUGGAACGCCUGGAGGAUGUCAGAAAGGGCAGCACCCUGCUCCUGCAGCAGCUAAAGCGGCUCAUCUGUGACCUCUGUCGGCUGUACAACCUGCCCCAGCACCCAGAUGUAGAGAUGCUGGACCAGCCCCUCCCUGCUGGCCCUGUAGGACAAGACCGAAAGCAUGGGGUCACAGACGAGGUCACGUCCGAAGAGGAGGAAGAAGAGGAAAUGGGAGAGGACAUUGAAGACCUGGACCACUAUGAGAUGAAAGAGGAGGAGCCAGUGGAUGGGAAGAAGUCUGAGGAUGACGGCAUCGAGAAGGAGAACCUGGCCAUCCUGGAGAAGAUCCGCAAGAACCAGAGGCAGGACCACUUGAACGUAAGUGCUCAUUCGGGUGCAGUGUCUGGUUCAGUGCAGGCCUCAGACCGCCUCAUGAAGGAGCUCCGGGAGAUAUACCGGUCCCAGAGUUACAAGAUGGGUAUCUAUUCAGUGGAGCUGUUCAAUGACAGCUUGUAUGAAUGGCACGUCAAGCUGAGGACCGUAGAUCCAGACAGUCCCCUACACAGUGACUUGCAGGUUUUAAAGGAAAAGGAGGGAAUGGAUUACAUUCUGCUCAACUUCUCAUAUAAAGAUAAUUUCCCCUUUGAUCCACCAUUUGUACGGGUGGCUUCUCCUGUGCUGUCUGGAGGUUAUGUUCUUGGAGGGGGUGCCCUGUGCAUGGAGCUUCUCACAAAACAGGGCUGGAGCAGUGCCUAUUCCAUAGAGUCUGUAAUCAUGCAGAUCAACGCCACUUUAGUCAAGGGAAAAGCCAGAGUGCAGUUUGGAGCCAAUAAGAACCAAUACAAUCUUGCCAGAGCACAGCAGUCAUACAAAUCCCUGGUCCAGAUCCAUGAAAAGAAUGGCUGGUACACUCCCCCUAAGGAGGAUGGGUAAGAGGACUGUUGCCAUGCCGCCACUGGGACCACAUGUCUUAGUCAACACCUUUCCCUCCCCAUACUUUUCUUUUCCCUCUAACUGGAGUUGUUUUCAUUGGGAGUUUGUUCCCCAGCCAGUUCCACCCAUUCUGUUAAACCCCCCCUCCACUGACCAACCACCUCACUGACCAUAUCCACUUCUCAAUAGUGGAUUCACCCUCUAGCUAUUUAUCUUUCUCGCACUUGUGCAAUCGCUUCCUUUGUUACAAUCUCACCCCUAAUCCCUUGAGCAUUGAAUGAACUCCAUAUCUUGUGCAACUCCCUUAAAUCCUACUCUGGGCAAGCAAAGAAGAGCUUACUUACUGCCUGUGAUUUCUGGUCAAGGUUGAGGCAUGGCUUUUGCUAGUGACUGAAGCUGUCUGUUACGUGACUGGGGUUGAGAUUCUCCGGCCACAGACUGGAACAGAGAAUGACGGUUGACAUUCCCCUUGUGACAUUGGAGGCUGGGAUAGACAAUGAAACACUGGUAGUGGGAAUGAGCACCACCUCACUCGCCAUUGAUGGCCUCUUAUGUCUGUGCUUGUGUAUCUGUAUAUUGCCAAGAUUCCUCCUUCUGGAAUAACAUGUCCUCCUGAGGCUUAUUUCCUUAAAAAUGCCUGGUCUACAAAAGCCAAAGGCCCUGAAUAGAGAGGACAGCUAUAGACUCUUUACCAAAAGUGGGACUGAGACAGCUUAAUGGAGGCUAUCCUGUUGAGCACAAGAGGUGUUGGCCGCCUCCACCACCACCCAGCCCAAUCUCCUCUCAGGCUGCUUUCGGAAAUAUGACCAGGCUUAGCAAAGGCAGGUUGGAUUUAAUCACUGUAAUGUAGUUGAAUUUAACUCCAUGUAAAACUUGUAAAGUUGUAUUUCUGAGAAUUGAUUUAAUUGUUUUUAAUGUAACCUUGUGUGGGUCUUGGGGUUCGAGCGGGCCGAGACUGCGUUAGUAUACCCUUGGCUAUAGCAGGGGCAUCAAUCAAGGUGCAUUUUCAGACGUAGGAUAACAAAGCAUUUGCUUCAUGGACACUCUUGCAGAAUUUAAAAGGAACACCUUUAAACCAUGUUUUUAUGUAAGCAUAAUGACUACUAUUGUUUUCCUGUAUAAAUUGAAAUACUUGUAUUUUUUUGUUAGUGGUUUGAUAUGUUCAAAAGUGACACCAUUCCUUUUACGCAAUGCGACAGUGGUGCUUUUUGGGCAUUCCAGAUAUGCUGGCUAAUUUCCCCGGUGACACACCCUUGAUGACCCUUUCAGUAAGGCUAUGCACACAAUCGUUAGGAAGUUACCUGUACACGCAAUCAUUUGAAAACGGCUCAGUGCAGUCCCCUGCUUCAUUUGAAUCCAUGGUCUAACCAGCUUGUUCACACACUCGGAUCGCCCAUCCAUGGUCUAACUAGCUUGUUCACACACUCAGAUCGCCCAUCCAUGGUCUAACUAGCUGGUUCACACACUCAGAUCGCCCAUCCAUGGUCUAACUAGCUUGUUCACACACUCAGAUCGCCCAUCCAUGGUCUAACUAGCUUGUUCACACACUCAGAUCGCCCAUCCAUGGUCUAACUAGCUUGUUCACACACUCAGAUCGCCCAUCCAUGGUCUAACUAGCUUGUUCACACACUCAGAUCGCCCAUCCAUGGUCUAACUAGCUUGUUCACACACUCAGAUCGCCCAUCCAUGCCCCUCAUUGCUACAGUGGACUUCACUUCAUACCACAUGCUCAAUAAUAAAAUAUUUGUUGAUUUUAAAGAGAUAUUUUCAGGUCUGACUAUAAGGUGUGUGUGUGUAGUAAUGCCUUCAACAAAAGACUGAGCACCAGUGAUUUCCAUCCUUUGCCUCCCCUCUCUAGUACCUUAUUUUGUAUCUGAUUAUUCACUUAUGACCUGACCACCUCAUGAUCUUUGUUGUCAGUGAUGGAAGGAACCUUUUCAGUGGGGUCAUGAACCCCUAACUCAUGACCAUCCUCAGCACUGUCAAACCUGGAGCAUGCCAAGUCUUAGCUAUAUGAAUAAUAUGCAGAAUAUUGUGUGACGCAUUUGAUUUAAUGUUAUUACACACAUUAAAAGGUGUUUUUUUGUGUGGGUGUUAUCCACUUUGUUAGACAUCUGUCUCAAAAACCAGCAUAGGAACCAACUUGUUCCUAGUAAAUAUUCCUAUUUGUUUGUUCAACGCUGUUGGUCAGCCCAGCACACUAACCUCAUCCAGAACUAUGUCGCCCUUGUAAAAAAUACUAAUAAUGGGCAUCUAAUGUAUAAUUAAGCUCCAUCUACCUUGUAUUUGUUGUAAUGUCAGCCACCCCACCUGUAUAACACAAUGCAUGACGUUCUGUCAAAAUAGUGGCACUGAAGACUCAUUUAGAGGUUUAUUACUAUUCAACCCAAUAUGGUGAUUGACUUCAUUACCAAAUAUGUCUACUACACAUGGAUAACCGAUAAUCAUUGUCAUAGACUUUACGUAUUGGUACCAAGUGUGCCACUGCUUUCUCACAUGGCUGACCUCAUCGUGAACAUGCCCUGGCUAGAAACUCCCUCCGUGUUCUCUGGAGAAGCAAACUCAGGGAUACAUGGCUACUGCACACUUGACUUCGUAAGGGAUUGCUUCACAAAUGUCACGAUGCAAUUAUUAUUUUUUUCUUCCAAAUUGUUUUCCCCUCCUAUAAUUACAGUAACCGUUGCAGUAACCAUUGGCCUGCUCACUCUCCAUUUGGCUUGUCUGAAUAUCUUUAAAGUAGUGACUGGUAAGACUGUAGUGGUAAGCAGGGUGUGGUGGAGUGAUGAGGGAGGGGCAUGUUUGCGCUAUCUCUCAUUCAAUCCCUCCAGAUCAAUUUUGUGACACUGAAAGGUGAACCAAUGCUUUACCUCACCCAUUUAACCUCAUUGUCUUGGGUCUUUGUUUUUCUAGUCUAGGACCUCUUCAUCGUGAUCCUGUACCUCCUGGUUUUGUAGUCUCUUGCAUGUAGAUUUCUCAUCAAGUACUUUCCCUCUAGGGACUAAGGUGUGUGUGUACUGGACAGUUUUGGUUUAUCAGGUUGGAUCAUCUAUAUUAGUUUUCACAGGUCGGUAGAUGCGGUCUCUGUAAACCCCACAUCUCUGGGAACGGAUUCCUUUUUUUUAUCGAUUCGUGUAGGUCUGACACCAGAUCAGGUUAGUUCUAAAGGAUGAAAAUGGCAAAACGGCUGUCUCCAACACUUAUGAGCGUCCCACCCAUGUCUUAAAGUAUGAGAUUGGAAACGAAUGACCUACUAUACUAUUCUGUCCAGAGCGGGACUCCACCUCUUACUAUUUUAAAGCCCUGUGUCAUCAGAGCAGACGUCAAAUGGGCAUUUAACGCCGUGGAAGGCCCCAUGUCUGUUCUAAUGUCAGUUGUGCAGUGAAUUACAGCUCUUAUACAGAUCCAGACCAGUUGUCUAACAACCCAGUGCUUUGGGAGAUUUUGGUUUGAGACCUGAAACUAAUUAUUGGUUCCUUUUCUGGCUUAAUUUUGUGAUUGGCGACUGAGCGGGCUAUAAAGUUAUGCACUGUUCGCAUGCUUUGCUUUUAUUGUUUUUUUUUUUUCAUUGCAAGGGUUAUUUUGACCAUGUACAGUAAUUUGUAAACUUGCAUCAAGUUUAUGAAGAAUAAAGAAUUUUCUUAAAUA
Molecule: messenger RNA, 5191 nt
Organism: Oncorhynchus nerka (sockeye salmon)
Lineage: Eukaryota; Metazoa; Chordata; Actinopteri; Salmoniformes; Salmonidae
Product: ubiquitin-conjugating enzyme E2 Q2-like
Exons: 13
Coding region: 407-1546 (379 amino acids)
Source: RefSeq, a predicted model, not a curated record